CUCUUUCUAGCUUGUAAGAUAUUUGAAAGAGUCUCUUCUAAUCUUCAAAAAUCUCCCACUUUCAUUACGUACAAGUUAUCAGAAGCAACUAUGCCAAUCUCUGCCACUCUAUCCAUUUCCAGCGGUGUUGCCGGAACCUUACUUUCCGUUGAGUUCCAGCAACUGGAUCGUGUUGAAAUCAAGCUCUCUCAAAACCCCAGAAAGCAUUGUAUUUAUGGACACCGUUUUCCAAGUUACAAGUGCUUUUGGCAAGUGCCCAGAAGCGGAAAGUUGAAGAAUUUCAAGCCUAGAGAGUUGCCUUUUCAUUUUGCUUACGGAAAAGACGCUGAAGAUAGAUCUCUUUCGAAUCUGAGUGAGGAUACCGAUGAAAUGUUUGAUGAGUUGUUUAAAAAAUAUGGAAAAGUUGUAUUUAGGAGAAAUGACCAAAAGCUUCCAAGUGCUGAAGUUGAUGAUGACGUAGAAAGCUUAUCAUUUGCUGUGGCAAUGGCCCAAGUUGCGAGUGAUGUGAAGGCUGCAGACAUAAAAGUUCUCUUUGUGAAGCCUCUUGUAUAUUGGACCCGGUUUUUUAUCAUUGCAACAGCAUUUUCUCGCCCUCAGAUUGAUGCUAUUGGGUCCAGAAUAAAAGAUCUAGCUGAGAAUAAGUAUGGAAGGAUUCCAACUGGGGACUCAAAACCGAACUCCUGGACCCUUUUGGAUUUUGGUGAUGUCGUAAUCCACAUUUUUCUUCCAGAUCAGAGAGCCUUUUACAACUUGGAAGAGUUUUACGGAAAUGCAACUCCAAUUGAGCUGCCCUUCGAAAAGCAACCCCCAUUGCAGAGUUGAGUUACAUCAAAAGCUUGUGCUGAUCAAUGCAGUGUCGGCCAGCUUUUAGGGAGAUAGAUUUCCCCUCCAAUCAUUUCCAUCUGCUCAAAGAAUCUGAUCUGAAAACCUGCAGAGGGCCUGCACAUUGUUGAUUGUCCAUUUAUGGACAUGUAUGUGCUUGAGAUGAUCAUUCACUAAUCAACGAUGGGCUAUGAGAAUGGUGCAAUGUUGUAACAUCUCAGAUCUAAUUAUUUCUGUUCCAGUUUAGAAGAAAUAUAACUAUUUCUUGUUCAAUUAGAGCAUUAAGGGGUUUGAUAAAUUUUGUACCUCUGAAAAAUGCAGCAUUUGAUUCAGAAUGGCUCCUCAAUAAUAAGCAAUGAAGAAGGUUAUGAGAGA
Molecule: messenger RNA, 1197 nt
Organism: Mangifera indica (mango)
Lineage: Eukaryota; Viridiplantae; Streptophyta; Magnoliopsida; Sapindales; Anacardiaceae
Product: protein Iojap, chloroplastic
Exons: 5
Coding region: 91-822 (243 amino acids)
Biological process (GO): negative regulation of ribosome biogenesis; negative regulation of translation
Molecular function (GO): ribosomal large subunit binding
Source: RefSeq, a predicted model, not a curated record